Molecule: messenger RNA, 1290 nt
Organism: Exserohilum turcica Et28A
Lineage: Eukaryota; Fungi; Ascomycota; Dothideomycetes; Pleosporales; Pleosporaceae
Exons: 4
Coding region: 1-1290 (429 amino acids)
Biological process (GO): transmembrane transport
Molecular function (GO): transmembrane transporter activity
Source: RefSeq, a predicted model, not a curated record
AUGAAAGCGACAAUCCCAACUAUUGCCGCUUUCUCCACUGCCUUUUCCAGUACGUUUGGAAGCUCGAUCGCCGUCGGGGUUCAGGAUGCCAUUACCGCCAAGUUUGAAGUUAUACCGUCAAAAGGAACACUUAUCGUAUCUUUGUACCUAGUCGGCUGUGCUAUGGGGCCAUUUAUCUAUGCACCUAUGGGCGAGAUAUUCGGCCGAAAGUAUGCAUUAGGUACCGGCGUCACCCUCAUGUUCAUCUUCGCCGCCGCAUCGGCCGCGGCGCCCAACUGGAACUCUUUGCUGGCUUUUCGAGUUCUAGCAGGCUUGGGCGCCUCAGCCCCCAUGAUCGUCUCGGGUGGUAUUUUGGCCGACAUUUUCAAGGAUCCAGCCAUCCGUGGUUACAUUAUCACCGGUCUGAUGGUUGCCAUCACUCUUGGCUCCCUCAACCCCUUAAUCAUAUCUCUACAGGUCAUGGCACGAUGGCCCGACUCUUGGUUGCUAUGCUUUUGGAUUCACACGGCCAUCUCUGGACUUUCGUGGUUGAUAGUACUCAUUAUGCCUGAGACAAACACCGUCUCAAAGACGCCGUCUGGUGCCCAACAUAAUCACCCAGCUUCAGCAAUGCUCCAAAGACUCCUGCUUCCGACUCGAAUGGCUCUUUUUGAGCCUAUAGUGGUGGCCACAUGCCUGUUUCUAAGCCUCCAGUACUCGAUAUUCUACCUUGCGGGAAACUCGGGCGUAUUGUUCAUUCCCUUCUGCGUCGGGACAAUAUUUGCUGCCUCAGUCUACAUAGUCGUUGACCCAGUUCUAGGGUUUGCUGCAACCAAGAAGACCAGGGCCGGUGCUUAUCCAGAGAGCCGUCGACUUCCUCCGGCAUACCUUGGAGGUUUCAUCAUCGUUCUAGCCCUAUUUCUUAUGGGGUACUGCAUAGGAAACAAAGUACACUUUGGUUACCCUCUUUUCUUAGAGGGGAUGUUUGGGUGUGGCUUCCUCUUGAUAUUCAUCGGCCUUACAAACUACAUAGUUGAUGCUUACCAGACCCUAGCUUCUUCUGCGCUCGCCUCGUCUUUCGUUAAUCGAAACAUCAUGGGAGCUGCCUUACCGUUUGUAUCAGAACCAAUGCGACGCAAUUUAGAAGAAAGAUGGUCAUUUUAUCUACUUGGAUUUCUCAGUCUUCCCCUUGCAUGCAUCGUAUGUGGGUUUCAACUCUAUGGUCCUCAUUUGAGGCUUCAGAGCCCCUUGUGUCAGAGCUUGGUGACUCCAUACGGUACAGAUGUGCAGCUGACUAGGAUCAAGUCUUAG